AUGAGCACCAUGAGAGGUAAGCCGCAUCUCACUUUCUCGGACCUCCAACUGUCCAUCGAGGUGGGGUUCUGGGAGCAACUCCGGCAGCUCAAGCUCACCGAGUGGAGACUGAAGGAGCCACAUGCCGCCCUGGCCGGCAUUAUGCGUGUGAAUGUUUCCGAUCGUGUGCUCUUGUCUCCGCCAAACUUGGUGCACCUGAGCGCCGGUAGUCUGCAUCCAUCGAAGCUUACCCAGGCCGCAGAAGAGAACACUGUCGAGGUUGUGAACGUGCAAGUGCAAGGGACGGUGAAAACCUUCAACUUCGCAGAAGAGCUCAAUGCGCUGGAUUUUCGGAGCGCGCUACUGUCGAUUGCGGCGGAGACGCUGUUGGCGCCUGCUGUGGCGUUGCAUGCCAGCGCUGAAGAGGAGGCGGAUGCAUGGUCCAAGAUACCGUUUGCCACCCUUUGCAUGUUCACGUACAUUGAUGCGAAGGCGUACCGCUUUUUUCACUGUGAGGCUUUUCCAUGCAUUUCAAUCGAGGGCGCUUUGCUCGUCGACUCUCUAGUGUUGGGUUCAUUACCUGCGCUUCCAUUUUCCGCUGAGUCUGCGCAGGCGAUACAUCGCCACGGGACAGACCUACUCCGUCAGAAACCUGAGCAGGGCUGCAACCCGUUUCUGUCCAUCUGCGCCAACAACAGCGUUGAGUUUAUUUCCUUUUCACCGUCUGCCUUUGUCGCUGUCACUGCAACGAAGAGUAACAGUGUUGUCUUGUGCUUCUUCGACUUUUCCGACACUGCAGGAGGCGUCAGUCUGCCGGCGCGCAACUUGAUCACGUGCCUGCGACUUGCAGUGCCGUCCCUCACCUCCCUCCGCCUGUAUGCAUUGCGGACUGGAGGCACGGAAAAGAGUAUAUUUAUAAACCUGGAGUUCGAUGCCCUCGAGGAGUCGCUUGUUGCUUCUCUUCGAGAGCGACUGACGGGCGCGUCGUCCGCCGACCUGGCUCGUGUACGGUGGAAAGAGGAGUUUCCCUCACUCAAGGCAGCAGGGUGGCGCAAGAAGAAGAUCGAGAGCCUGGAACUGGGCGCCUUCAUCAACUCCGUGCAGCGGGCUGACAGUGAUUCCCGUUUCAACCUUGAACUAAUGAAGUGGCGCGUGUUGCCAUCACUGGCGUUGGAUCAGAUUGCCGGGUGCAAAGCGCUACUUCUCGGCACCGGCACCCUGGGCUGCAACGUGGCACGAAACCUGCUGAUGUGGGGAGUUCGUGACUUCACCUUGGUCGACCGCGGCCGUGUCUCCUUCUCCAACUUGGCGCGGCAGUCGCUGUUCACCUUUGAGGCCGCAAAAGACGGCAAGACGAAGGUGGACGCUGCUGCCGAGGCGAUUCACACCAUCAUCCCAUCUGCCGUGGUGCACCCAGUGCCUUUGACCAUUCACAUGCCAGGACAUCGCGUCGAUGAGGCUCAGGUAGAUAAAGCGUUGGGCGAAAUUCGCAGAUUGGAGGAGCUCAUCACCGACAGCGACGUCGUGUUCCUCCUCACUGAUUCCCGCGAAGCUCGCUGGAUGCCGACCAUCAUUGCUGCGGCGACAGGGACACCUGUCAUCAACGUUGCUCUUGGCUUUGACACGUACGUGGUGAUGCGUCACGGCGUACGGGCACAGACCUCAUGCCCCAAUGCCAUAGAGGAAGUCGAGUGCUCUGCCUCACUUCACACCGACUUGGGAUGCUACUUUUGCAGCGACAUCAUAGCACCAACAGACAGCCUCAGUUUCCGUGCGCUUGAUGAGCAGUGCACGGUUACCCGACCAGCUGUGUCGUCCAUUGCUUCCGCAAUCGCGGUCGAGCUCUUGGCCGAGUUGUACCAACACCCGAGCAGAUUCCGGUGCCCAGCCUAUCGUGAAUCCGCCGCCGGCGCAAGUGACCAGGGGCGGUGCUGCCUCGGAGUCAUUCCGCAGCAGAUCCGCGGCAGCGUCUUUUCACACACGAUGUAUCACUUGUGUGGAGAGAGAAACCCUUUCUGCACUGCCUGUGCCGACGUGCUUUUGCACGCGUACAGGGAGGGCGGGACCGAGUUUCUCCUGCGGUGCGUCAACAGUCCCCUUUAUAUUGAGGAAGUCUGUGGGGUAAAGGCGCUUAAGGCAAAAUGGGAGGCGGACAUGAACGAGACGCACUGGAGCUCUGACGAGGACUUGGUUGACUAG
Molecule: messenger RNA, 2178 nt
Organism: Leishmania braziliensis MHOM/BR/75/M2904
Lineage: Eukaryota; Euglenozoa; Kinetoplastea; Trypanosomatida; Trypanosomatidae
Product: putative ubiquitin activating E1 enzyme
Exons: 1
Coding region: 1-2178 (725 amino acids)
Biological process (GO): autophagosome assembly; protein modification by small protein conjugation; cellular response to nitrogen starvation
Cellular component (GO): cytoplasm; phagophore assembly site
Molecular function (GO): Atg8 activating enzyme activity; Atg12 activating enzyme activity
Source: RefSeq, a predicted model, not a curated record